GCUCGAGCGUCGGAAGAAGGCACUUGGCCGGUUCCGCCUGUUGCCUCUACAUCCAGACGACGUAGUAGUAGUCAUCCUACCCAUCUCCCUCCUCUGUGGUUGCCCUCGAGAGCUCCUUGACUCACAGCCAUCUUCGACUGUCUUUGGCGAACCUUGCACGAGCACGAAAGAGGUCGGAAAGCUCAGCCUUAGCGUCGGCUACGCACAGUGCAAGGCAAGGAUGCCUCUCCUAGAUCAGCUCGCCAGUACCCUCGAGGCCCGCAGACAAAAGGGAACACUUCGGCGCCUCACCAGCUUUAAUCCCACGACUAUAGCGACGCCAAAGGCUCUUCUCCAGGCGUCUUCAUCGUCUUCAUCUCCCUCUCCCUCUUCGACAAUCGCCUCGACUUCCACUCUCGCCGACUUCUCCUCAAACGACUAUCUCUCCAUUGCCACUUCUUCACAGCUCAAGGAGGCCUUUGUCAGGAGAGUUCUGCGCCCGGAGGCUCGAGUAGGGGGUAGUACGGGUAGUCGUUUGCUGGACGGAAAUAACGGUGGAGAAAUCGACGAGCUCGAAGCACGGCUCUGCGACUUUUUCAACGCCUCCUCCUCCCUGCUCUGCCCCUCCGGCUGGGAAGCCAAUGUCUCCCUCUUCUCUUCUCUUCCCCAAGAGGGCGACAUCGUCCUCUACGACUCGCUCAUCCACGCCAGCGUCCACGAUGGAAUGAGACGAUCCCGUGCGCACUGUCUCUCUUUUGAGCACAACGAUCUUGUCGACUUCGAGCAGAUACUCGAUGGGCAGGUCCUGCCUUUCCUGCGGGAGACUGGCGGGAACCUCUUCUUGGCAGUCGAGGCGCUCUACUCCAUGGACGGGGACUUCUCUCCACUCCCAGAGCUCAUAGCGAUUGCCAAACAGAGGGACAUCCUCGUCAAUGGUACCGGCAGAUUCUGGGUCGUGGUGGAUGAAGCGCAUUCCUGUGGAUGCUUCGGAGAGGCAGGCCAGGGAAUGUGUCAGGAGUGGGGGGUGGGCGCAGCUGCCGACGCAGCAGGGGAGGAGGACAGUGUGAUACGAGUUGCGACGUUUGGAAAGGGAUUUGGUGUCGCCGGAGCGGCCAUUCUUUGUCCACCACUCAUCCGCCAGUACCUCAUCAACUACGCCCGUCCACUGAUCUUCUCGACGGCCCAGGCGCACGCCUCGCUUCACCUCAUCCAUGCAGCACUGGACGUCCUGCAGUCCCCCGAUGGGUCGAGGAGACGUGCUCGUCUAGCGCAGAAUUGCGAAUUGGUGCGCACAACGCUUCAAGAGGCACUAGGCCGGCAAGAAGAUCUGCCCCUCGUGCGGGCAGUAUGCAAUGCAGCCCUUGAGGACUCUGCGGCAGGUAUACACGAGCCUCCUCGUCCUCAACGACGACGACGACGACGGCCCUCUCCAAUCAUUCCUCUUCUCACGCCGCACGCGCACACCCGGCCCCUCGCCGCCCACCUGCAAGCGCAGGGCUUUCUCGUGCGACCUAUCACCUACCCUACCGUGCCCCGCGGGAGAGACCGGGUACGCAUCUGCGUACAUGCGGACAAUACUGCCGAGGAGAUCCGCGGGUUGGGGAGGGCGGUGAGAGAUUGGGUUGAGGGGAUGCGGAAGAGAGAGGCGGGAGGGUCAGAGAUAGGGGAGGCAGGGUUGAAAGCCAGGGGAGGAAGGGAUGCAGAGCUGCGUUUGCACAGAGGGACAGGCGGGGAACGGACCAGUCGCUUGUGA
Microstroma glucosiphilum is the source of this 1732-nucleotide messenger RNA. RefSeq names its product PLP-dependent transferase. Gene Ontology annotation, biological process: biosynthetic process. The record is from RefSeq and is a predicted model, not a curated record. The transcript is spliced from 5 exons. Lineage: Eukaryota; Fungi; Basidiomycota; Exobasidiomycetes; Microstromatales; Microstromataceae. Bases 221 to 1732 code for a protein of 503 amino acids. Gene Ontology annotation, molecular function: pyridoxal phosphate binding; transferase activity.